Vanrija pseudolonga is the source of this 855-nucleotide messenger RNA. RefSeq lists its product as uncharacterized. The record is from RefSeq and is a predicted model, not a curated record. NCBI's taxonomy places the organism in Eukaryota, Fungi, Basidiomycota, Tremellomycetes, Trichosporonales, Trichosporonaceae. The coding region runs from base 1 to 855 and encodes 284 amino acids. The transcript has 3 exons.
AUGGCGUCGGUCGUCGACGUCGACACUAGCGCGGCGGGCAGCAGCUCGAGCUCGGGCGGAGGCGACAACGCCUCCUCCUCCCGCAUCGACCUGCACGUGCCCUCCAACCUGCUCAUCGUGCCGGCUGCCGCCGCCGUCGUGGGCUUUGCGCUCGGCAUGCGCCGCGAGGGCGGCAAGGCGCGCCUGCGGUUCUUGGCGGAGAAUGCGCAUCGCCAGCCUACGACGGUGCAGGGAUGGUACUUCUACACCAAGACACGAAACUACCGCGUCUUCUUCGCGGGCCUGCGCGGCGGCUCGAAAUACGCCCUGGGCCUCGGUACCGCCGCGGCGCUGUUCGUCGCCGUCGACGAGGGCGUAGGGUACCUGCGCGAGCGGCUGCUCGACCCCGCCAUCACGCGCGAGGACGCGCGUACCCCGCCCAAUCCGAGGCGCGAGGGGUGGCGCAAGGGCCCGGUGCAUUGGGAGGAUGGGGCGAUUGCCGGGAGCACGUUGGCGGUGGUUACGGCGCUUGUUUACAAACUCCCCAACCCGCUCCUCCUCCGCGCCCUCAUCAUGGGCUUCACGCUCGGCGGCGUCACCUCGGCCCUGCAGAUCGGGCAGGACAAGAUCUCGGCGAUGAAGGACGAGGAGGACCGGCAAAAGGCUGCGGCCGAGGCAGCGGAGGCCGCGGCGGCAGCAGUACCAGCACCAGCGGCGGCCGCGCCCGUGGACUCGGAGACGGCAGCACCACCACCAACGCCGACUCUGGUCGACGCAGCAGAACCGGCCGAGCCCCCAGCUCCCGCCCCAGCACAAGGGGAGAGCAGCUCGUGGCUUGGACGCGUGGGAUCUUGGGCAGGACUCGGCAAGGCAUAG